CGUGUUGCCCUCCGUGUCCUGCCCGUGUUGCCCUCCGUGCCCUGCCCGCGCUGCCCUCGCUCGCUCCCUGCCCACGUUGCCCGUACUGUCGGUGCUGCUCCCGCUGCCCGAGGCCGUCCCGCACUCAGGAUCGGGCCCUGGCUCCUCCUCCAGCCGCCCCGUGACGGUCCCAGGGGUGACACUACCUGCCCAACCUGCGCUGCGACACCCAGUCCCACCCCUUGAGUCAAGCGGCCGCGCUGUCGCCAGCUCGGCCUCUCUCGCCGCCGCUGUCCCGGACCCUCCGCUGCCCCGGACCCCCCUCGCUCCCCGGCAGAGAGGAACCUUCGGUCGCUCCGUGCCCUCCCUCGGCGCCUCCGGGAGCCCGGCCCGCCGUCUGCUCGAGGCUUGGCAGCGGGAAGGAGGAAACCCGGGCGGCCCUGCAGGGCAGGCGGCCGGGGCAACAUGGGCAGCGCCGAGGAGGACUAUAACUUUGUCUUCAAGGGUGAGUCCUGCGCUCUAUGUGACACCCCCUUCCCCAAAAGGAGGGGAGCAGAAAUCCAGGGGCUGCGGGGAGGGAAGAGGGUGCCCUUUCCCCAGGGCGGCUGUGUCCUGAGCUGGGGCGUUGUUGACAAUCCCUGCAGCUGUGAUGGGCACCGGGAGCUACGGAGGGUCAGGGGACUGGGGGAGCAGCACAGUCUGCUGAUGGCAGUGAGGCCAGCCAGGGCUGGUGAGCAGCAGCGAGGUCCACAGAGACCCGGGGAGAUCCACGCUCACCCCAAGGCUGAAGGUGUGCAGUGCCAGGCAAAUUGCUGUUAUGGGAUAAGGGGGCUGUGAAAGCUGGGGCUGAGUGUGAGACAAAUGCCACAAGAGCAUGUAACCCCCGAGAGCAGUGGGCAUUGAAAAGUCACUUUCUGCAGUGACCUGGGCAGUGGCACAUGCAGAGGACAUGGGGGUCAAAGCUGAGCUGGAGAAAUGGAGGCACAGCCUCACACCUCCCAUGCUGAGCUCCUUGGGCCCACCUGGUCUCUGCCAGGUACUAUUGGCUGGACUCUGCUGGGGCUCAGUGCUCCCUUUGGGCAAGUGGAGACAGACAGGCUGUGCUGUGCCACCUGUCCUGGGUGCCCACUGCAGCAGGGUGACCCAGGGCUCACCAACAUCCUUGUCCUGCUGCUGCCCAGAGGCCGGUAGCCAUGACCCCCUGACCAGCUCCGGGGUUGCACCAGCCCUAGGGAGCACAGCUGGGCUCCCACGGGGACCAUGUUUGCUGAAGGAGUGACCCCACCAGGGGUUAAACCCACACAGCUGCCCAGCCUCUGCCACCAGUCUGGGGUCACCGGACAGCGAGCGAUGCCCGUGCAACCAGUGGGAUUUCUCCUUCCUUCCACAGUUGUGCUGAUCGGGGAGUCUGGGGUGGGAAAAACAAACCUGCUCUCUCGUUUUACCCGCAACGAGUUCAACCACGACAGCCGCACCACCAUCGGCGUGGAGUUCUCCACGCGCACCAUCCUGGUGGGAGACGCCGCGGUGAAGGCUCAGAUCUGGGACACGGCUGGGCUGGAGCGCUACCGCGCCAUCACCUCCGCGUAUUACCGGGGGGCUGUGGGUGCCCUGGUCGUGUUUGAUAUCACCAAGCACCAGACGUACGAUGUGGUGGACCGCUGGCUGAAGGAGCUCUACGACCAUGCCGAGGCCAGCAUCGUUGUCAUGCUGGUGGGGAACAAGACUGACCUUGCACAGGCUCGAGAGGUGCCCAUGGAGGAGGCAAAAAUGUUUGCAGACAACAACGGGCUGCUGUUUGUUGAGACCUCUGCGCUGGACUCCACCAAUGUUGAGGAAGCAUUCGAGACCAUCCUGAAGGGUACAGGCACUGGUGCCGUGGUGCAGCAGAAAUCUUCUACAAAGUGCAGAAGCAGAAGCAGAGGAGCAGCCAAAGCAACACGGUGUCACUUGCAAGUGAGAACCCUGCAAGCACAGCCCCAGCACAGGCAGAGAGGCGCCCGUGCUGCGUGGCCCUCUGAGCACCCCAGGAAGUCCCCAGGGAACCCCACAACCCCGGGACACACCAGUGGCCACCAGCACAAGCUGGUGUCACCCUGCCUGCAGUGCCACCCCUGUCCUGGUGCAAUGGGGACCAGCAGCCUGGACAGGGGUCAAAUUCUGCCAUAAACAGUGAGAAGCACCAGUUCCAGGAGCUCUUCUCUCUCUUGCAUUUUUGCUGGGCCCUGAUUAGCAUCACCACUGUCACGCACCGUUUCAACCCUUCUGGACCUGCAGGGCAAAGUGACCAGGACACCCCCAAAGUACCUCUGGGGAAGAAGCCAGUAGGUUCUGGGCAGGAUCAUGCCAGCAACACGAGCCUCUCUGAUUACCUCUGGCCCUGGGGUUGCUCCUGUAGGGCCACCCUGUGCGGUGCACUGAGGAUGAGGCUGACCUACAGGUAUCUGUCCCACCCAGGGACUGCUCUAGGGUGUGAAGUGGCAGCACUCAGCCCUCGGCUGUCCCAGCAGGGCCCGGUGCCAUGGGGCAGGGAGCAGCUCUGUGUCCAGCACGGGCGUGAUGCAAUCAUUAAAGGACUUGUGAAAUGCAGAUUUACUGAGCUGGAAUUCCUGCGUGUUUGUGGUCAACGCCCUGGGUCCCCACCUUCAUAAUGUGCUGAAGAUCGUGGCUUCCAAAGCAGCCCAGCUGGAUGCCACGGCACCCCUGUGCCCCCUCCUACCUCGAUGCCAUGGCCCCCCAUGUACUACCUGCCACCUAAAGCCAUGCUCCCCUUGUACUACCUCCCACCUAA
This is a messenger RNA of Onychostruthus taczanowskii (white-rumped snowfinch), 2770 nucleotides long. RefSeq names its product RAB25, member RAS oncogene family (gene RAB25). Gene Ontology annotation, molecular function: GTPase activity; GTP binding. Gene Ontology annotation, biological process: exocytosis. NCBI's taxonomy places the organism in Eukaryota, Metazoa, Chordata, Aves, Passeriformes, Passeridae. The record is from RefSeq and is a predicted model, not a curated record. Bases 1240 to 2148 code for a protein of 302 amino acids. Gene Ontology annotation, cellular component: recycling endosome. The transcript is spliced from 4 exons.